Messenger RNA from Heterobilharzia americana, 898 nucleotides. NCBI's taxonomy places the organism in Eukaryota, Metazoa, Platyhelminthes, Trematoda, Strigeidida, Schistosomatidae. The record is from the annotation of a GenBank genome assembly.
UAAGAGAUAAAAUUCCGCGAGCUUUGUUUGUUGCGUUGCACGUUAAGUGGGUGUGAAAAAGGAAUUGACAACUGUAAUACUUUUAUGAUCUUGAGUAACUUUGCAAGUGGGGGGUUCAGGAGCAUUUUGAGACUUAAGAUGAAAUACCUGGGUUAUUAGGAAGCAUACGUUGACAUUUCCGCAGAAUGGCAUGGGAUUCAUUUUAAAAUCUGGCCCUUUAUGGUAUUGCACACCUAUUAGUUUGUUUUCGAUUAUGUACAACCGUAUCUGAAAAUGGCCGCAUGUGUAGUGGUAAUUUCUGACACUAACCAACUACUUUAUCUCCGAACCGCUGAAUGCUCUGAUCCUUUAUUCUACCACUUCAAGGCACAUUCUGCCUUGGAUGUCAUUGAGGACAAACUAUCCAGACGUACAGCGAGUGGCACUCAUGACCAAUUGGAACAGUAUCUCGGACUUUUAUACCCGAUGGAAGACCAUAGGAUAUAUGGUUAUGUGACCAACACGAAGAUCAAGUUUAUUAUGAUAUUUGAGUCGCAUAUUCUAUCUUCGCAGUCCUCUCAGUCUGGUCUUCAAACUCACACACGAGAUGUGGAUAUUCGAGCAAUGUUUCAACGGCUACACUCUGCAUACGUUAAUCUAGUUUGUUCACCAUUUUAUAAACCAGGUACACCAAUUCAGCCGGAUAAACAAGCAGCUGCGUCUAGAUUUGAUCGAUGCAUCUCAUCACUUUUAGCUACACAUGCUAGUUCUGGUUACUGUUUAACAUUUACUAAUCUGAUUGAUGAAACUAAAACACCUACUGGUGAAGAUGUAACGUCAAGUGUAAUGUCUUCUAAAGCGUGAUAUUUUUUAUUACUUUUCUUAUUUUGUUUUUGUUAAAUAAAAGUUAUGCAACCAA